UAUAUUAAUACACUGAAAGCGUGGUCAAGUUUGACGACAGACCUUUACAAACGGGAGGAAUUUUAUGCGCCGAUUAUCUAGUAAGCAUUGCCCUCGUUGCAUCUAUCACACUUCGACAAUUGUCUGAAUUACAAGUGUUUGUGAAAAUGGCAACAACAGAGAUUGAGAGAGAAAGAGAGAAAGAGAAUGAAAAGCAACAAGAGCAGAGCAGGGUGUGGGAAACCUGCGGGCAGUGGGUGGCUCUUGUUCUUCAGGCGGUGGCAACAUUUAUUGAAAAUGCAGCGAGCAUCUCCAUUCUCAUCACCCGCUUACUUGCAUUCGUUGGCCUCGAACCAUUGCUCUGCCACGCUUUAUCAAUUCCUCGUCACUAUGACCACUUACUUCCGCCGCGUAGCGCCCAUGACAUGGACAAACUCACUGUAGUUCUUGAUUUGGACGAGACAUUGGUGUGUGCCUAUGAAUCUUCAAGUUUGCCUUCGUUUAUCCAUAAUCAAGCCACGCAAGCAGGAAUCAAGUGGUUUGAGCUACAAUGUGUUUCUGUUGAUAAGGAAGAUGAAGGAAAACAAAAAGUAAACCAUGUGACUGUCUAUGAACGACCUGGCCUGCAAGAAUUCUUAUCAGAGGCCAGCGAGUUUGCAGAACUUGUCCUAUUCACCGCCGGACUUGAAGGUUACGCGAAACCUCUUGUUGACAAGAUAGAUUCAGAAAACAGGAUUGCUGCUCGACUUUAUCGGCCUGCAACAGUUACCACAAAAUACCGAGACCAUGUAAAAGAUUUAUCUUGUCUUGCACGUGAUCUUCGUCGGACAGUCAUUAUUGACAACAAUCCUUUCAGUUUUUUGCUGCAACCUAUGAAUGGCAUACCAUGCGUUCCUUUUACUGGAGCACACACAGAUGACCAACAGCUUUUGCAAGUACUUUUACCACUAUUAAAGCAUCUUGCUGUACAGAAAGAUGUGCGCCCCGUGUUAUAUGAAAGAUUCCACAUGCCUGCUUGGUUUCAAAAGAGGGGUUUUCCAGCAUCUGAUCGGCUAUCAUGAUUUGAUAUCUUUAGCUAUGGAUUUUAUUGGCCAGUUGGUUUACAGUUGAAAGUGUCCUAAUUCUAGUGAUGCAAGUUUAUGCUGUACAGGAAAUUUGAAAUUAAUUCUGGGCAUUGCUUCUUUUCCUACUGAUGUGUAUAUCAAAAUUUAAGGCUAAGAGGAUAAAAAUGGAUACACUCUAGAUGGAAUCUGUAUGAGAUCUCAUUUAGCAUGGGCUCGUUCUUGCAUAAGUCAUUCAAUGCACAGAGUUGGCUCUUUUCCAGGUUUUGGACAAAAAAAAGGUGCACUUACCUCUGGGCGGUUACAAGUUACAACUGUCAUCUAUCAUGUUGCUCACCCGGCCGUGGAAGUAUAUCCAGUAAACUUGCCUGGGACACCUCCAUGUAGAGGAAUGAAUUGCACUUACAAGGCUAAGAGUUUUAAGGCUGCCCCAUAACAUGAAAAUGUUUAUAUUGUUUAUUGUUUACUACCUUUUACCCUUCAAAUUAUAUUUUGAUACCCAACAUUUUACCUUUCAUUGACAUGGGAUAUAACAUUAUGCUUAACGUGGCAUGCUAUUCCAUCUAUUUUUAACCGAAUGUACCAUGUCUGGUAACGAAGGGUUUCCAUAUUCAGGGGUUGUAUGGUACUAGAAAUAAUGAGCAUGAAUUCUGUUUUUUGAGAAAUAUUUUGUUAGAAUAAAAAGCUUGGCAAAUAACAAAUGAUGUGGAGUCUGAUAACCCACUCUCAUGAAAGUGUUUUUCAACAUUUAUGAGUUUUGACUCUAUGGCUUUGCAGCUUCUGUGAUUUGAUUAUUCGGAAAAUAUUUAUUGUUUUGGUGGAAAAGCAUGUGUCUUUGUUCUGUAAGGAAACAUAUAAGAUGUGCAUAUUCAAAUUUC
This is a messenger RNA of Cryptomeria japonica (Japanese cedar), 1918 nucleotides long. RefSeq lists its product as uncharacterized. The record is from RefSeq and is a predicted model, not a curated record. The transcript has 6 exons. The coding region runs from base 147 to 1040 and encodes 297 amino acids. Lineage: Eukaryota; Viridiplantae; Streptophyta; Pinopsida; Cupressales; Cupressaceae. Gene Ontology annotation, molecular function: phosphoprotein phosphatase activity.